AUGUCAUCAGGUGAAGAUAAUUAUCCACCAACAUAUAUUCAAGACAUGUUGGAACAGAAUCGUAUGUCAAUUGGAAAUGAGACAACUUUUUCCACUGUUGACAAGCUCAUUGGCGCUGAAAACUAUUAUUCAUGGAGACUUGGAUUUGAAGGCCUGAACUAUGAUUUUAUGACACAUCUUGGAGAUGGUGUUGCUGGCUAUAUUGGUGUUGUUAACGAUGGAAUGGCGACUGAUAAUAAAUGGAUGUCUGAACGUAACCACCUACCUAUCAUCAACUUUUUGAUAAAACUCCCUGAAGGAUGUAUCUGGUAUCACUAUCUCACAACUGCAUUAUGGGUUGAUCGAACCAACAUCAGGUCUGCCACCGGUUUAUCUCCUCAAUAUCUUGUGUAUGGUUUCCAAGGUCACUUCAAUUUAGACACUUUAUUGAAUAGUGAAGCUAAUUUGUUAUUGGAAAGUGGUGUUCUCAUUCCUGCUUUUCAACAAGUAUACAUUACAAUUAUUCCGAAGAAAAAUCGAAGUAAUGAGAUUCAAAAUCAACGUCCAAUAUCGUUGAUUAAUUCUAACUUCAAAUUAAUAUGUGCUAUGAUUAAUAAAAGAUUGGUGCAAGUAUUACCAACGUUGCUCAAUACGAAUCAACUUGGGUUUAUACCAGGUCAAUCUAUUGAUAUGGCGUUGUAUCAAUAUUACAAGGUGGUCGAAUUAUUGAAAGAACCAAUGGAAUAUAACAAGGAAUCGAGUAUUCUUCUGAUUGAUUUUGAAAAAGCUUUUGACAGUUUUAAUCAUAAUUAUUUAAAGGCGGUGUUAAAACAUGUGAAUUUUGGUAGACGCAUGUAUCACUGUUUACUGGCUGUGCUUUGUCAACAACAAGGGAGCCUUUAUAUCAUUAAGACUUUAGGACGCUCUUUCCCCAUGAACAAAGGUACGCGGCAAGGGAAUCCGCUCUCUCCAAUAAUUUUUAAUUUAAUGUUGGAGCCAUUUUUAUUUAACAUUCAACAGAAGUGUUCUGGAAUUUCUAUUCCAACUUAUUGUCCUUUGAAUUUAAGCGUUAAAUACCAAGCAUACGCUGAUGAUGUGGUGCUUUUUAUGAAUCAAAGGGAUUAUCCCAUUGUCCAAAUGACUUGGCCAGGUAAUCCGAGGUUUCGAGAUGUUCCGCUUCAUGACAGGGUUUUGUACAUUAAUUCAUUUAUAUAUCUGAGAGUAUAUUUUUAUGAUCUCCUUUGGCCAAUGCUGGAUGCUGAUAUUGCAUUUUAUGAAAAGCAAUUGAAAAGAUAUAUUGGGCGAAUCUCCAUUGCAAAGUGUCAUGCUUAUCCUCUGACAGGUGGAUUGAAUUUUAUAAAUUUGGCCGAGCAGCUUAAGGGUAAACGCGCCAAGAUGACUUAUCCGUUGUUUUUUCCAUCUGAUAAUUGGGGUCCUGUGGUUCUUCGGGAUAAAAUUCAGUUUUUCCUUGACAUGCAUACGGCCGCUCAUCAUGUUCCGAGGUAUCAAUUUUUAUUUGGUCAUCAUAUUCAAAGUUCUGCGAACGAUGCUAGAGGACAUCCAAAAGAUCUUCAAGCAUUGGCGGCUUUUUCAUCAAUUUUCAGUAAGCUGGAACGGUUUGGUUAG
Hemisphaericaspora subhashii is the source of this 1605-nucleotide messenger RNA. Its product is annotated as RNA-directed DNA polymerase. Lineage: Eukaryota; Fungi; Ascomycota; Pichiomycetes; Serinales; Debaryomycetaceae. The coding region runs from base 1 to 1605 and encodes 534 amino acids. The record is from RefSeq and is a predicted model, not a curated record. The transcript has 3 exons.